Messenger RNA from Elaeis guineensis (African oil palm), 1570 nucleotides. NCBI's taxonomy places the organism in Eukaryota, Viridiplantae, Streptophyta, Magnoliopsida, Arecales, Arecaceae. The record is from RefSeq and is a predicted model, not a curated record.
AGCCAUGCCAUAAAGACUGACCCCCAGAGGAGUACUUUUCCUGUGCGUCUUUCCAUUAGUUUAAUGCGGGAUAUAUGACCACCGCCCUUCCGCCCCAUAGAGAACAGGUAAAGAAUCCCACCACCCUUCCGCCCCUCACCUCCCAUCCCAUCCUAACAAGACCUUUCCUCCUUCCCAUCACCCGAGACUGCCGUCGCCCUGCGCCCAACCACCUCCCACCACUCUUCUUUUCUUUCGGGUAUUUCCGGAAAUGGAUGGUGGGCAGCCUCCUCAUCCCAUAGAACAGUACUCUUCUUCCAUUACCGGUAGCCCCAGCAGCACCACCACCAGUAGCUCCGCCGCGGCAGCCGAAGCCUCCGGCGGCGGCGGAGGGAGUUCGAACAGCAGCAUCAGCGGCAGGAAGUGCAAGGGAAAGGGAGGACCGGACAACGGGAAGUUCCGAUACCGGGGGGUUCGGCAGCGGAGCUGGGGGAAGUGGGUCGCGGAGAUUCGGGAACCGAGGAAGCGGACGAGGAAGUGGCUCGGGACGUUCUCCACCGCCGAGGAUGCAGCCAGGGCCUACGACCGUGCGGCGCUGGUUCUCUAUGGUCCUCGCGCACAGCUCAAUCUCCAGCCCUCCUCCGCCGCCGCGACCGGCAGUGGAUCUUCCUCCUCCUCCUCGUCCUCGACCUCCUCGACGUCCACCCUUCGUCCUCUUCUCCCCCGUCCCUCGGGCUUCCCCUUCCCUCUCCUCCCUUCCUCCUCCUCUCCCUAUGCUUUCCCUCCCGUAAUGUACUCCAACCCAACGGAGAGUACCAUCAUCUCCCAUGGGCCAAUCACCAGCUGCGGCGGUGGCUAUCACUGCAUGCCAAUCGAGCAGGAACCGGUGAUACCGGCCCCUGCGCCUGGGCCGAGCCACGUCGUGGCGGCCGAUAGUGGUGUAUACGAGGACAUCAGCUCCCUCGCCGGGUCGGUGAGAUCGAGCCUGUCGCUCUCCAACCAGCCCGUGGCACCGGUGGAGACCGCGACAUCAAUGCCGCUCGUGUCAUCGCCGGUGUGGAAUUAUGAUGAUUAUGCUGAAGCAGCUUCUUCCUUGUGGGAUGAUGGCGAUCCCUUCUUCUUUGAUCUAUGAUGAACGAGAAUAACAAAAUAUCUCUGCUAAUAGGAUUAAUGCAGGGAGAAUUAGGGUUUCUGCUAUGCAUGCAUGCUUUGGAAGUAUUCUUAAACUGUAUCAUCAUCUCUGGUGGAUUGUCUAAUUUUUUUAUUUAUUAAAUUUUUUGUACUUUGAGACUUGAAGUACUUUACUACUUGUUUUGUAUUGCGAGAAAAAAAAAAAUUGAGAGUUCCAACCUUCUAGUGAGUUUAUGAUGAAGAAAGCGAGCGAGCGAGCGAGCAACCAGCAACCCAAGUGAUGAGGAGGAGACUGCACCAGAUGACAUAGGAUUAAGAGGGCAUGCAAGAGCUGCAGUUUGGAUCGUAGUUAUAUAUGUAUGGACUAUGAAGAGAACAUAAUAUACUGCCUCUUAUGGUUUCUACUGCCUGGUCUCAGAGAUUUAGCUAUAUAGUGAUGUUGGGACUGCCCCUUGGAUUU